AUGGCGGCAGCAGCAGCUUCACUUAAGCUAAAUCUUCCCUCCACUCCCGGCGGUACCAAUUCCCGGCCUAUUUUCCGUUCCAAAUUCCGGGUUGUUCGAUGCUCUACUUCUACUGACCGCCAGGAGCUUUUCAACCGAAUCGCUCCAGUCUAUGAUAACUUGAAUGACUUGUUUAGCUUGGGCCGUCACCGGGAAUGGAAAAAUACGGCUGUUUCUUGGAGCAGAGCAAAAGUGGGAGAUAAUGUAUUGGAUAUUUGUUGUGGAAGUGGGGAUUUGGCUUUUCUAUUGUCAGAGAAAGUUGGACCUAAUGGCAAGGUUGUUGGCCUUGAUUUCUCAAAGGAACAAUUAUCAAUUGCAGCAGCACGACAACAGUCAAACUCAAAGAAGUGCCACAAAAUUAUAAAGUGGGUUGAGGGUGAUGCACUUGAUCUGCCAUUUCCUGAAUCUUACUUUGACGCCAUUACUAUUGGCUACGGACUACGAAAUGUGGUCGAUAGGCAAAAAUCUUUAAAAGAGGCAUAUCGAGUUCUAAAACCAGGGUCCAGGAUAUCUGUCCUUGAUUUCAAUAAAAGUGAUAAUCCACUCAUGACGUCCUUUCAGGAAUGGACGCUUGACAAUGUUGUUGUUCCAAUUGCAAGUAGUCAAGGCGUUGCCGAGGAGUACAGAUACCUGAAAGAGUCCAUUCGGGGAUAUUUAACGGGUAAGGAGUUGGAGUAUCUUGCUCUAGAAGCAGGCUUCUCAACGGCAAAGCAUUUCGUGCUGGAUCUGGGACUGAUGGGGCACUUGGUAGCUACGAAAUAAACGUCCAUCAGUUGACGCUCCUCUCUUUUCCAUGUAGUGUAUGUAUAUCUUCCACCAGGGAGAUGUAUCCUCCUUUCUCGUAUGAUUGUAUCUAUAAUUCUUCUUUCACUGUUGCUUGCUAAUUUUUUGCUUAAUCAAUAUAAAUUUGCUGAAUUUUACAAAUUGAAGAAACGGCAUUAAACAUUGAAAGAAAUAAUAAAAGCCUAAAUAUGGAGCUUUGCAACUCAGAAAUCAGAAUUCAAGGAUAUUGUCCAGAUUAACUGCAGCCCAUUUGAUGAGACUAUAAAUAUAUACAAACAAACAACCAUUUGCAAAAACCAACUGCAGCAACAAAAUUUUGAAGCAAAACACUUUUCAACACUCUGGUAUGAGGACUUCUUCCUGGCAAAUAAUCAACCCUUCACAGCAGUUUGACAGAAGAUAUGAUUUCGUUUUGAAUCAAUCUUCCUUCCUGCUUGAAGGCAGAAUCAAUGUCCUAGCCAAUUGGGCUCUUGUCGUUUAAGCCCUGAGACGUGUUCAUUGAGUUGAAUUUACAGCAAUUCAUGAAAUGUCACCUUGGCUGAAACGAACUGAAGGUCAUGCUGGCGUUGGAGUCAGCAUCGCCAUCUCUGAGAUGGUGACGUGGGUUCUCCAUUGUGUCAUUGAAUUCCAUUGUAGUUUCAUCUACGAAGGGCGGGUUUGUGGGUGCUGGAAGUGGUUCUUCCUUUUUGGCCAGCAUCCGCAAUGCUGUAGACAUGGAUGGUCGUAACGAGGGAGCUUCUUGAGUACACAAUAGUCCUAUAUGAAUGACCCUGUGUACUUCAGAUUUAAAGGUGGAAUUGUAAUAGUUUUGCAACAUCAGAUUAGGAUCAAACAAUUCCUCUGCUGUUCCUUGUAGGAAAUGCUUCCAGGCCUGUUACAAUUUCACCAGCAAGAAAUUGUAAAUCCAAAUUUCAAAACUCGGAGAAUAGAUUGUCCAAUGGGAAAAUUCACAGAAAAACAUGAAUUGAAACUUACUAGGGUAACAAGGCUGUCAGAGUAUUCUGUAGUUUUACUUCUGUUAUUCUGCCUUCCUGUAACUAUCUCCAGUAACAGCACACCGAAGCUGUAAACAUCGGCCUUCUCAGUCAGCUGGCCAUGAGCUAGGUAUUCUGGAGCCAUGUAUCCUCUGUUUAAACAAAAUGGAAAGAUUCAAUAGAAGCCCUUUAUCAUGAACUUCAUCAAAGUUGUGUUUGGAAUUAUGGGUUAAAAGAAGUAAAAUCUGUACUACUCGGCGCUUACAAUGUUCCAGCGAUGGCAGUACUUAUGUGACUCUGGUCAUCUUGGAAUGACCUUGCCAACCCGAAAUCAGCGAUUUUGGCACGAAGCCUUGAAUCCAGCAGAAUGUUACUUGCCUUGAUAUCUCUGUGAAUGAUCCGACACUUGUUGUUUUCGUGGAGGUAAACCAAACCUUCAGCUGUGCCUAUGACUAUCUCAAAUCUCUUCUCCCAGUUGAGCGCUUUUCCUUUAUUUGCAUC
Messenger RNA from Oldenlandia corymbosa var. corymbosa, 2297 nucleotides. Lineage: Eukaryota; Viridiplantae; Streptophyta; Magnoliopsida; Gentianales; Rubiaceae. The record is from the annotation of a GenBank genome assembly.